Messenger RNA from Exophiala xenobiotica, 1635 nucleotides. RefSeq lists its product as uncharacterized. Bases 1 to 1635 code for a protein of 544 amino acids. The record is from RefSeq and is a predicted model, not a curated record. Gene Ontology annotation, biological process: positive regulation of transcription by RNA polymerase II. The transcript has 8 exons. Gene Ontology annotation, cellular component: nucleus. Lineage: Eukaryota; Fungi; Ascomycota; Eurotiomycetes; Chaetothyriales; Herpotrichiellaceae. Gene Ontology annotation, molecular function: DNA-binding transcription factor activity, RNA polymerase II-specific; zinc ion binding; transcription cis-regulatory region binding.
AUGGAAAGUGAAGACAGCAGAGACACAGAACAGAGAUCUACCAGAAUUCGGGCAGGAUGCGAGUCAUGCAGGCAGCGACACCUUAAAUGCGACGAAAGACAGCCCUCAUGCCUUCAGUGCGAGUUGUUGAAGGUAAAUUGCGAACGAGAAGAGAAAUACCGGUUCCGCCACCUCACUUGGUUCGGAUCAGACGACGAGUGUCCAGAUGAAUGCGAAUUCGAGUUUCCUACCGAGCAAAGAUGGCUAUCAGUACCCCCUUCCGUCAUAUUCGUGGAUGACCAUGCACACUUCGACCUGACAGGAAUUGAUGUGGACGACAAUGGGCGAUUGAAUGUUGUGGACCUCGAUGUCCCAAGCAGAUCUGGUGAGACCGAAGCUCCAGCUCAGGACGAUGACUACAAUGUGUCCGAUCUCUUCGACGCCUCUCCUGCGGCCUUGUAUAACACAACCCUGUUCCUCACGACAGCUGAAGAGGCUUCGUUGUUUCGACACUUCCUGGAGAAACUCGGCCCAUGGUUCGAUAUGAAUGAUAAUGAGAAGACCUUUACACGCGAGCUCGUCAGGAAAGCUCACGUAUCGCCCAUACUUUUAAAAGCCGUCCUAGCGUUGAGCUCUCGACACCUCGCGACGAUUGCAAACUUCGACUCCAGCAAGGCGGAGCGCUACAGCGAAGAGUGCGUUCAAGAAAUGAUCGUCUGUUUAGCCAACCGAGUGGAGAGCAUGAACGAUGAUUUAUUUGCGGCUACAAUCAUAUUGCGGACGAAAGAGGAAAUGGAUGCUUAUCCACAUGGAAUGGAUCUCCAGGCACAUCUAUUGGGCAUUAAGGCAUUCACACACUCGGACUGGCUAGAAUCUUCGACGAGCUCGCUCCGAGAGUGCACUUACUGGAGCGCACUUCGACAAGAGAUCAACUUUGCUCUGGUCCAACACCGACCACUUGACAUAAACUUGCGGGUGAAUUUCAUUCGUAACACGACUUUCGAUUUGACCAACGAGCACGACUGGUCUAAUUACUGCACACUGAACUUGGCAAACAUUAUCAUGUUCUGCUUUGGCAGUCCAGAAAGGUCCACCUCGGAAUACCGUGCCUUGUACGACGAAUCAGUGAGAGUCAGCGAUACGUUGCCAUCUACCUACCACCCCUUCUAUUACGCAAAGCCUGGAGCUACGGAUACCUCUACAAUUCCACAGAUAUGGCUAGCCAGUGAAGCGGCAGUUUUCAGUCUACAGUAUCUGUUCAUCUCCAAAAUUCUGCUUCUAUGCUUUGACCCGACUGUCCCAAUUGUGGGCUACGCCAGACGAUUGGCAGCCGAAAAAAUUGACCGGCUGAGCCUCAAAUACCUCAGAUCCAUGGGCGGUAUUGCAUUGUCACACCACACCUUUGGUCCGGCAAUGAUAUUGGCGUCAUUGGGAAUCUCCCUAUGCGGGGACAGGGUGGCAGACAUGGCCGAGCGCAACAAGCUGCUGGAAAUCUUAACCCAGACACAAGUUGAGCAUGCAAUCCCAACGACGAGCACUCGCCAUGGACUCUUGCGAGCAUGGAAUUUGAUUCCCCAAGGGGAUUCAACGACAAAUGUGGUUUCGCCAGAUCUGCACAGCAUCCACCAGCACGAGCGUCUCCGCCUUUUCCAGUAA